CUUGACUAUGUAGUGAUGGAACAGGCGCUGAAAUGAGCUCCAGUUACGACCCGUUUGAUAUCUCUACACCGGUGCAGGUGUACACGUCAAUCAUCAUGAUGGUAUGACUGUAGGUGUGAGACUAUAAAACGUCCGUCAGCUUAACGUUAGUUCAGUUUAAACCGUCCUUUCUUGUCGUGUUAGUAGUAAGCGUUAGCUUAACGUCUUAAAAUGUGGGUUUUCGGUUACGGGUCUCUUAUCUGGAAGGUGGAUUUUCCGUAUGAAGAAAAGAGAAUUGGCUUCAUUAAAGGCUUCAGCCGUCGGUUUUGGCAGGGCAGUACCGACCACCGGGGAGUACCGGGUAAGCCUGGCCGGGUGGUGACACUGGUGGAGGAUCCCGAGGGGUGCGUUUGGGGCGUUGCCUACAAGUUGCCGACGGGCCGGGAGCAGGAAGUGAAGCGUUACCUCGACUACCGAGAAAAAGGCGGUUAUCAGGUCAUCACGGUGACCUUCCACCCCCGUCCACCGCUCUCCCCUCCGCCCAGCCAGACGCUGCUCUACAUCGGCUCUCAGGACAACCCCGACUACCUCGGCCCCGCCCCUCUGGAGGAGAUAGCCAACCAGAUCGUCAACUCAACCGGUCCAAGCGGGCAAAACACGGAGUACCUGUUUCAGCUGGCUAAUGCCAUGAGGACAAUUCUGCCUGAGGACUCAGACACACACCUGUUUUCUCUUGAAACUUUGGUGAGAGAAAGACUACACAGUGGGCAAAAACACUAACACGUUGAAUGUGAUUAGAUAACGAAUCAGACUUGAUCAGUUAUAUAGAGCAGGCUGGACUAAUAAUCAAAUAAUCUCAGGGUUUAAGAUAUACACGGGGCCAAGAAGGAUAUUUGUCAAGUACAGAAAAUAUGUUGAUAAUGUCUGUUUUAGUUUCUUGUAUUGAAAGCUGCUUCCAAAAAAUACAUUAAGUUAUUGUACUUCAAACUACAGAUUGAGUGAUCACAACAUAUGCUUUGCAUAAACCUAAUGUACUCCUUGCACAAUAUACUGUACAUCAAUGCAAAUUACAUUUUGAAUUAAUAAAUAUAUUCAGAGUGAAUACAUCUACAUUCA
Molecule: messenger RNA, 1095 nt
Organism: Sebastes umbrosus (honeycomb rockfish)
Lineage: Eukaryota; Metazoa; Chordata; Actinopteri; Perciformes; Sebastidae
Gene: chac2
Product: ChaC, cation transport regulator homolog 2 (E. coli)
Exons: 3
Coding region: 211-759 (182 amino acids)
Biological process (GO): glutathione catabolic process
Cellular component (GO): cytoplasm
Molecular function (GO): glutathione specific gamma-glutamylcyclotransferase activity; gamma-glutamylcyclotransferase activity
Source: RefSeq, a predicted model, not a curated record